AUCUGUAUUUCGCUGCUACAAACGGCGCACCAAUGCACCAUACAUUUUUACGUAAUUUGUCAUGGCAGAAGUAAGUUCAUUGAGUGAGUCGGAAAAUUAUGUGGAAAGUGAUUUCGAAACCUCAUCAACAGAAGAGAAAAAGAAGAAAAAUGUUUAUCCCAAGAGGAAAAGAAAGUAUCAUCAUUUAUCCGAGCAUUUUUCCAAGUCGAAGAACAAUGUAAAAGUAAAGUCUAGUUCCACUGCUGGAAAAACUUUUACUUAUCUUGGAAAAACUAGGAAGAAAAAAAAUUCAACUCUUAGUGGUGAUUCCCUUCAACAUUCUUCGCAAUCCGUACAACAGCCACAAACUGUUUCAUCAUUCACUACCCAUCAUUCAGCACAUGACAUAGCGACUGAUGAAUUCCCAUCAGCUAUCAGCCUUGAAGAUCUUGAUAAGCUAAGAAGAGAAGUGAAAAACGACUUAGAAAGCAUGCAGGUAAGACAACAUCGAACAUGGCAAGAACGACAAACAUUUGGUGCAUGGGGACAGCAUGCUAGAAGAAGAAUUUUUACAGAAUAUGUAUCAAGACAGCCACUAUUUCAUUCAAAAUGUGACCAGUGUCAUGGUGAUUUGAACUUCUACGCUGUUAGAUGUAUGACCUGCAAAAGACACCUUUGCCAUCAAUGUGAUGCAAACACACACUCCAGCAUGCCAUUUCAUCGAAGACUAUUGUGUUCUUGCGAAACCCUGGAAACAUUACAGCCCCAUCAUUUUAUCGAUGAAGAAGGAAACAUUAUAACAAAAGAUGUUUGUUUACCAUGCUUUGUGCCUCUUAAAUGCUGUGAUGUAAACUGCCUUGGAUCGAUGUCGCUUACACCCAAUCUCACAGAAUCAAUCGUGGUUGUCACUGAGCAAGGUCGGUUUCUGUUAAAGGGAACUAAUUUUGUUUGUGAUAGUUGCCAUACUGUUACGAAAGCCACUAUCGACGACUAUAUAUUUUCUGGUUUUUUCCCUGCAAGUUUAUCAGAGAAAGUUACAUAUCUUUUUUCAGAAGAGGCACUUCUAUUAGGGUAUCACAUUUCCCACAAGUGUCCAGGUUCUUCAAAGAACAUGUACGCUCGCACUCUUGAAGACGUAUCUAAAGAAUAUGGACGGAAUGGACCGAUUAACGUACCGUUAUUUACUACUGCGGAAAGAGAGUGGGAAACCUGUCGCCACUAUAUUGACCAAGAAGUGCUGAAAAGAGACAAAACUCAUUGCCCAAGUUGUGGGAAAGAACCUUUAGUCAGAUCUUCUGACGCUAUCGUAAAAUUGAGGCGCUUAAGCUCGGCUGGAAAAGUGCACAAUCCAGAAAACGAAAGAACAAUGGAACAGCCACAGGCGAGGUUUGGAAACUUAGUUAUCAAAUCCGAUACAGAAGUUGAAAAUUUCCGUCAAAGGAUUUACAACAAAGUUUCUACUACAAAAAAGAAACAGAUGUGUGGGGGAUCGGCUUUUAAGGCCGCAAGAGAAGACUCCAAUGAACAAAAGAAGUAUGACGAGACUGGGCUCGUCGUUAGCUCUUGCAAGCACUGCGUUGUACCAUACGCAAUCAACAUGUUUAAAGGUGAAUCGUGGACCCAUACUGCAUUUAUGCACAACGAAGCCAUGAAAAGUAACGCCAAAUUCUUCUGCUACGACGUGGUAUGCCAAUACUGGAAAUGGAUGAAAACAAAAGUGGCUCGUCAUUUUCCUGAAUACCGUAAUCUAACAAGUGAAAUGACAGGAAUCUUGCCUAUCAUGCAUAAGAAUGCACAUCAAUUGCCAUGCAAGAUUUUAUGGAAUCCCCGCUGGACAACUGGAAUGGGCUUAACUGGAGGAGAAGAGCACGAGCAAGUUUUCUCCAAAUUGUAUCUAUAUGCUUAUGUGCUAAAGCAUAUGGCCAAACAUAACAGAAACGAUUUUUUAACAUUAGCUAUUCUUUAUUGGAACUGGGGUAAUAUUGAAAAUAUGCAUUUCCUUCUACGCAAAAAGCUAGAAAAAGCAAGAAAGGAAAUCAAACAAGGCACUCCAAAACUCGAGAAAUUGUUGGAAACCCAUAACCUCGUAUAUAAUGAUCUUCCACUGAUUCACAAGGAGCUGGAGACAAAAGCUAAGGCAAUUCUUGACCAAAGAAAAACCAAAAAGACUACAGUUGAUACACUGAGAAGAAUGCUGGAGGGCUUACAUGCUCAUUUAAAGACUACUUCCAUUUCUAUCUCUAAAGAAGCAGAAAAUUCGAAGAGUCGCACUAAAUUAAGGCGGGUUUUGACGGAAACUAAACGAAAGGCUUUGGAAACGAUUGAAUUAAUUAAUUCUAAGGAUACAACGCUUCCAAUUUCUUACGAGGAUUUCAAUGAAGGUGUCUUUCCUUGGGAAACAGUUCUGGAUCGGGAUGACACGCACUUUCCCACACUUUCCCUUGCCGACAAAUAUAAUAUUGUUGAUUGUUGGAUGCUAUUGAAAAGAGCAAGGGAGGAAAUUACAUUGAGUAAGAAUAAAAUGAUAAACUACAUGCGAUUCCUCAUUGAUAAACGGUCAUCACUACAACAACCAAGUCAAAAACAUACCGGAGAAGACGAGAAAUUUGCGAAAGGGAAAUCCGUCAUGAAAGUUUCUGAAGUUCAUCAUCUUAAUUUAAAAAUUCAAAUGGCUCUAACAACAUUUAAUUUAAAGUGCAACCAGGAUUUUUCAGAUUUCGUAUGUGAAACACAAACAAAUCAUUCUGAACCAGAAUUUGAGUUUGACACAUCUCAUGAAGACAAUUACGAUUCUCUCUCAGAAUCCGAAUAUUCUGAUGAAGAAACAGAAAGCUCAUCUAGCUAUUCGGAAGAUGAUGAAUCUGCAAUAUAAUUUAGAAUACAAAUUGCAUAAUUCUUACUAAAAGUUAUGAAAAAUAAAUGUUUGACUCUUUUAAAGCAAUAUUGUAUUUAAUAAAAGUAAGAGAACCUUUUCUCUGAUCCGUCCCGUUGCAAAAUUAAAA
Daphnia magna is the source of this 2981-nucleotide messenger RNA. RefSeq lists its product as uncharacterized. The record is from RefSeq and is a predicted model, not a curated record. Lineage: Eukaryota; Metazoa; Arthropoda; Branchiopoda; Diplostraca; Daphniidae. The coding region runs from base 62 to 2851 and encodes 929 amino acids. The transcript has 12 exons.